AUGCUCUCUACCACCCCAACCCCGACAUAAGAAUGCCGCACGAAAACGAUGCAGAGCCCUUUCCGUGGCACCUCGGCGUCUACGAUGCGCACUGCCACCCCACAGACACCAUGUCCAGCAUAGAAUCUAUCCCCAGCAUGAAAACCCGCGUCCUCACUAUAAUGGCAACCCGCGCGGAAGACCAAUCGCUAGUCUCCUCGGUAGCCGCCACGCACUCGGUCAAGUCAGCUGAUCCCGCGAAGUGGGCACGGGAGGAAUGCAUAGUGCCCUAUCGCCAAAUAUUCCUCUCCCUCCCCAACCCCACGCCCUUCUCCGCCUUCCUUGCGCAAACCCGCAACUACCUCGCCCAACACCCCCUCGCGCUAAUUGGCGAAAUCGGGCUCGACCGCUCUUUCCGCAUCCCAGAGGCCUGGAAUCUCGCGCACGCGUCGAAGCGCAAUGGCAGCCUGACUCCCGGCGGCCGUGAAGGACGACGCUUAACGCCAUUCCGGUGCCAGCCAAAGCACCAGAAGGCCAUCUUCAAGAAGCAGUUAGAACUCGCGGCGGAGUACGGGCGGGGCGUGAGUGUGCACGGGGUGCAGGCGCACGGCAUGGUGUACGAUGCGUUGAAGGAGCUGUGGGCGGGGCAUGAGAGGCCGGUUCUUAGUAAGCGGGAGAGGAAGAAGCGCGGACGGGAUGAUCCGAAUGUGGAGGCGGAGCUCGAUGCUUCGAACGGGGGUAGGAAUAACGGCCCGAAGCCAUAUCCGCCGCGCGUGUGUUUGCACUCGUACUCCGGCAGCCCGGCGAACUUCAAGCAGUAUCUUAAUCCUGCAAUACCGGUCGAGCUCUUUGCGUCUUUCUCCACGGCGAUCAACCUAGGCGACGCGGUGGGCGAUGAGACGCCGAAGGCUUUUGAAGAGAUGAUCAAGAUAGUUCCGGAUCGGAUGCUGCUUGUUGAGAGCGAUUUGCAUUGCGCCGGUGAGGAGAUGGAUAGGAGGUUGGAAGAUAUGGUGAGGCGGAUUUGCAGAAUCAAAGGGUGGGGAUUGGAAGAGGGUGUGAAGAUCCUAGGGAGGAAUUGGCGCAGGUUCGUGUUUGGGACCGAGCCGUGA
This is a messenger RNA of Trematosphaeria pertusa, 1088 nucleotides long. Its product is annotated as Metallo-dependent hydrolase. The transcript has 2 exons. Gene Ontology annotation, molecular function: hydrolase activity, acting on ester bonds. Lineage: Eukaryota; Fungi; Ascomycota; Dothideomycetes; Pleosporales; Trematosphaeriaceae. The coding region runs from base 33 to 1088 and encodes 351 amino acids. The record is from RefSeq and is a predicted model, not a curated record.